Messenger RNA from Lolium perenne, 693 nucleotides. Its product is annotated as serine/threonine-protein kinase RIPK. Gene Ontology annotation, biological process: protein phosphorylation. The record is from RefSeq and is a predicted model, not a curated record. Lineage: Eukaryota; Viridiplantae; Streptophyta; Magnoliopsida; Poales; Poaceae. Gene Ontology annotation, molecular function: protein kinase activity; ATP binding.
ACCAUUUCAGCUGAAAGUUGUUCAGAGCAAUUUGCUGACUGUUCUGUGAACGUGGAUUUUCAGGAUUACACGGCGAAGCUGUCGGACUUCGGGCUGGCCAAGGAGGGUCCCAAGGGGGACGACACGCACGUGACGACGCGGGUGAUGGGCACGCACGGCUACGCCGUGCCGGAGUACAUCAUGACGGGCCACCUCACGGCGAAGAGCGACGUGUACAGCUUCGGCGUCGUGCUCCUGGAGCUGCUCACGGGGCGGCGCUCCGUCGACAAGAACCGCCGCGGCCGGGAGCAGAACCUCGUGGACUGGGCGCGCCCCUACCUCCGCCGCGCCGACGACAGGCUGCACCGCAUCAUGGACCCCGGCAUGGAGUCGCAGUACUCCACGCGCGCCGCGCGGGGCGCCGCCGCCGUCGCGCACUCCUGCCUGCAGAGCCUGCCCAAGGCGCGCCCGCGCAUGCGCGACGUCGUGGAGGCGCUCGAGCCCCUGCUCGCGCAAGAUGACGACGUGCCCAUGGGCCCCUUCGUGUUCACGGUCGGCGGCCGCGCCGCAGAGUCCGCGCCCGCGGCGGCAGCAGCGAACGGCGUCGGGGACGACGAGCCACCGUGGCGUCCUCCUUCCUGGACCUCUACAGGAACCAUGGCGGGCGGCGACGGCGACCAUGGCGGACGGCGCGCGUGCGUGGGUGACGGCUGA